AUGAAGAGCCUCAUCUUCCUCGUACCAAUCCUUUGUCUCGUCAUUUCACCAACCACAACGAUCGCUAGUUGGCCAAAACCUUCGGAAGUUUCCAAUGAGGACAUGUUGAUGAAUACCGAACACAACCAUUACUUUGGUAAUAAAUUGAACUUCAAAGAUUCCAAAGUCUGGAAAUGUACAUACAACAACGGAUCUGGAGCUGCCGUCUCUAUUUCCUACCCUUCACCUCCACAUCCGCCGUCUCCGAAGCCACCAACUCCGUCGUCUCGGCCUCCGUCACCUCUAUCACCGAAAAAGUCUCCACCAUCGCCUAAACCAUCACCGCCACCACGAACCCCCAAAAAAUCCCCACCACCGCCUAAACCAUCAUCGCCGCCACCAAUACCCAAAAAGUCUCCACCACCUCCUAAACCCUCAUCGCCGCCACCAACCCCCAAAAAGUCUCCACCACCGCCUAAACCAUCAUCCCCGCCACCAAGUCCCAAAAAGUCUCCACCACCUCCUAAACCAUCCCCGUCUCCUCCAAAACCAUCAACACCUCCACCAACACCUAAGAAGUCUCCUCCCUCUCCUCCCAAACCCUCGUCACCGCCACCAAGUCCUAAAAAAUCUCCACCGCCUCCUAAACCAUCUCCAUCUCCUCCUAAACCAUCAACGCCACCACCAACUCCUAAGAAGUCUCCGCCACCUCCCAAACCAUCUCAGCCACCUCCUAAACCAUCUCCUCCACGUCGUAAACCAUCUCCGCCGACUCCUAAACCAUCAACAACUCCACCAUCUCCUAAACCAUCACCUCCGCGUCCAACUCCCAAGAAGUCUCCACCACCACCAACAACUCCGUCGCCUAGUUAUCAGGAUCCGUGGGUGCAUUUCGCGAACUGCAUUAGCGAAUUUGGACCGUCGGCAAUAUGUAAGCAACAGAUGGAAGUAAGUUACUACAGAAGAGGGUUUCUUGUUAGUGACUAUUGCUGCAACCUUAUUGUCAACAUGAGACAUGAAUGUACCGAUGUCAUUUUGGGCUUCUUCACCGAUCCUUUCUUCGUUCCACUUAUUCGUUACACUUGCCAUGUUAAGUAUUAGUUAGCUCUUAUUUGGUUUUUCUUUCUUUUUUUUUUUAAUUAUAGGGCUUUUUUUU
Messenger RNA from Arabidopsis thaliana (thale cress), 1135 nucleotides. RefSeq names its product ECA1 gametogenesis related family protein. Bases 1 to 1080 code for a protein of 359 amino acids. Lineage: Eukaryota; Viridiplantae; Streptophyta; Magnoliopsida; Brassicales; Brassicaceae. The record is from RefSeq and is marked reviewed. The transcript has a single exon.